This is a messenger RNA of Lizanozyma spartinae, 1662 nucleotides long. RefSeq names its product carboxypeptidase C (gene PRC3). Bases 1 to 1662 code for a protein of 553 amino acids. The transcript has a single exon. The record is from RefSeq and is a predicted model, not a curated record. Gene Ontology annotation, molecular function: serine-type carboxypeptidase activity. Gene Ontology annotation, cellular component: fungal-type vacuole. Gene Ontology annotation, biological process: proteolysis. Lineage: Eukaryota; Fungi; Ascomycota; Pichiomycetes; Serinales; Debaryomycetaceae.
AUGAAGGUAACUUCGGUAGGCUGUGCCCUUGGUGCACUUUUAGGCAUCGCUGUCGCUGCAUUUGCACAUCCUGGUCAGGUUGCGUUUCGAAUUGAGGAGGAGAAGGAUCUGGCUGACUAUAACUUUUGGCCAAAGGAAAUUGAUCACUUAAUUGAGUCCUUUGAUUUACUGACGGUACCUAAGGAUGAUCAAUUGCUGCUUUUAGUUGCUUGGAAAGACAUGAAGCGUGAAUUGGAUCCAACCCAAUUUUCGGCCUUGUUAAUGCCAUCAAUGUUUUCUUCAUUUAUGAAUUCACCUAGUGGUAAUAAGCCAAAGAAGCCAACUCACAAGUCUACGAAUGACAAUGAAAUCUUUACUAUGGUUAAAAAUGAGAGAUACCUGAAUUAUGGUUUGAGAAUCAAGUCCACCAAGCCAGAGGCUUUAGGUUUAGACACCGUCAAGACAUAUACCGGCUAUUUGGAUGUCGCUGACUUGGACAAGCAUUUCUUUUAUUGGUUCUUCGAAUCUAGAAAUGAUCCUAAAAAUGAUCCUGUCAUUUUAUGGUUAAAUGGUGGACCAGGAUGCUCCUCAAGUACUGGUUUAUUUUUUGAAUUAGGUCCUUCUGCUAUAAAUGCAACUCUCCAACCUGUCUUCAAUCCCUAUUCAUGGAAUACUAAUGCGUCUGUUAUCUUUUUAGACCAACCUGUUGGAGUAGGCUAUUCCUAUACUGGUGGGGACGAUGUGAAGGACACAGCAACCGCAGCAACUGAUGUGUUUGUCUUUUUAGAGUUAUUCUUUCAAAAGUUCCCGGAAUUGUUGAAGAAUACUUUCCACAUUGCUGGUGAAUCAUAUGCGGGGCAUUAUAUCCCAAAUAUUGCUAGCGAAAUUAUCAAUCAUGCUGAUAGAUCAUUUCAAUUGAGUUCAAUUUUAAUCGGAAAUGGAAUUACCGACUCUCUUAUUCAAAAUGAUUACUAUAGACCAAUGGCUUGUGGCGAAGGUGGAUAUCCUCCGGUGUUGACAACUGAACAAUGUGAUGCAAUGGAAGCAGCUGAACCCAGAUGCCGGGUGUUAUCUAAGUUGUGCUAUUCAAGACAGUCACCUGUUACAUGCAUCCCCGCUGGCUACUAUUGCAAUACAAAAUUAUAUGGUCCGUAUGACUCUACUGGUUUGAAUCCUUAUGAUAUCAGAAUACCUUGUGGUGAAGCUGAAGGGUGUUAUGCUAAUAUGGAUUACAUUGACAAGUACAUGAAUCUUGAUUACGUUAAAGAAGCUGUUGGAGCAGACCCAGAAAUAACCUUUACUGGUUGCUCUGGUCCUGUAUUCCAAAAUUUCUUCUUCAGUGGUGAUGAAGCCAAGCCUUUCCAACAAUAUGUUGCUGAAGUUUUAGAUUAUGGUGUUCCAGUUUUAAUUUAUGCUGGUGAUAAAGAUUUCAUUUGUAAUUGGCUUGGGAACCAUGCUUGGUCAGAUGCUUUAGAAUAUUCUGGACAUGAUGGGUUUUCUAAGACCCCAUUGAGACCUUGGAUCACAAAUUACGGUGAACAUGCUGGUGAAGUCAAGAAUUACGGUCAUUUUACGUUCUUGAGAAUUUUCAAUGCUGGUCACAUGGUACCUUACAACCAGCCUGAAGCAUCAUUGGAUAUGGUGAACAGAUGGAUCAACGGUGAUUAUGCGUACGCAAACUAA